UUGUCUUGACAUUCAAAGCAAUUCGCUAUCCUACGUUGCACGAAUCUUCGAAAAUAUGGCGGCGUCGGUGUUGAAGGUUGCACUUACAGGUCUCUCAAAAUGUGUUCGUCACACUUGUUCUCCAAUGCUGAGGACAAUUUCAAACUCAACACCACUCUGCCAAGGUAUUCCAGGAUCUGUAUGGAAACUGGGAAGGCUAAAUCACAUCGCUAUAGCUGUGCCAGACAUGGAGAAAGCCACUGCUCUUUACAGAGAUGUACUGGGGGCUCAGGUCAGCGAUAAAGUUCCCCUUCCUGAGCAUGGAGUCUACACUGUCUUUGUGGAGCUGGGUAACACAAAGCUGGAACUGCUGCACCCACUCGGGGAGAAGAGCCCCAUUGCAGGCUUCCUACAGAAGAACAAAUCUGGUGGGAUGCACCAUAUCUGCAUUGAGGUUGAUGAUAUCAAUGCAGCGAUAGUGGAUCUGAAGGCUAGGAACAUUAGAACCCUGUCAGCUGAACCACGGAUAGGCGCUCAUGGGAAACCUGUCAUGUUCCUCCACCCAAAAGACUGAUGGUGUACUUGUGGAACUGGAGCAAGCUUGAAUACCCACAGGUCUCAAACUCUGUAGUUCACAAUUAGCCGGUUUGAAAAUUGAUUUAUUAUUGCGCUUUUUCCACCAGUAAUAAUGAUAGCAAAGGUAACAUUUUUUAUAUGUAUAAUAGCAGGGCAUUGAUCUAUGAAAUAUAAUAUAUACACUACUGGUCAAAAGUUUUAGAACACCUACUUAUUCAAGGGUUUAUCUUUAUACUAUUUUCUACAUUGUAGAAUAAUAGUGAGAAGACAUCAACUAUGAAAUAACACAUGGAAUCAUGUAGUAACAAAAAAAGUGUUAAACAAAUCAAAAUGUAUAUAAAAAUAGCCGCUCUUUGCCUUGAUGACAGCUUUGCACACUCUUGGCAUUAUCUCAACCAGCUUCACCUGGAAUGCUUUUCCAACCGUCUUGGAAGGGGUUACCACAUAUUGCUGAGCACUUGUUGGCUGCUUUUCCUUCACUCUGCUGUCCGACUCAUCCCAAACCAUCUCAAUUUGGUUGAGGUAGGGGAUUGUGGAGGCCAGGUCAUCUGAUGCAACACUCCAUCACUCUCCUUCUUGUUAAAUUAGCCCUUAUACAUCCUGGAGGUGUGUUGAGUCAUUGUCCUGUUGGAAAAACAAAUGAUACUCUCACUAAGCCCAAACCAGAUGUGAUGUUGUAUUGUUGCAGAAUGCUGUGGUAGCCAUGCUGGUUCAUUCUAAAUAAAUCACAGUGUCACCAGCAAAGCACUCCCACACUAUAACACCUCCUCCUCCAUGCUUUACUGUGGGAAAUACACAUGCAGAGAUCAUCCGUUCACCCACACCGCAUCUCACAAAGACAUGGCGGUUGGAACCAAAAAUCUCCAAUUUGGACUCGAGACCAAAGGACAAAUCUCCACCGGUCUAAUGGCCAUUGCUCGGGUUUUUUGGCCCAAGCAAGUCUAUUCUUCUUGGUGUCCUUUAGUAGUGGUUUCUUUGCAGCAAUUCGACCAUGAAGGCCUGAUUCACACAGACAUCUCAACAUCAACUGUUCAGAGGAGAGUCUGUUACUUCAACUCUGAAGCAUUUCUUUGAGCUGCAAUUUCUGAGGCUGGUAACUUUAAUGAACUUAUCCUCUGCAGCAGAGGUAACUCUGGGUCUUCCAUUCCUGUGGCGGUCCUCAUGAGAGCCAGUUUCAUCAUAUCGCUAGAUGGUUUUUGCGGCUGCACUUGGAACAAAUGUUCAAAGUUCUUGAAAUGUUCCGUAUUGACUGACCUUCAUGUCUUGACGUUUCUCUUUGCUUUUUUGAGCUGUUCUUGCAAUAAUAUGGACUUGGUCAUUUACCAAAUAAGGCUAUCUUCUGUAUACCCCCCACCAUGUCACAACACAACUGAUUGGUUCAAACGCUUUAAGAAGGAAAGAAAUUCCACAAAUGAACUUUUAUGAAGGCACACCCGUUAAUUGAAAUGCAUUUGAGUGCAUAAAAUAUAGUUGGAUUUGUUUAACACUUUUUGUAGUUACUACAUGAUUCCAUGUGUUAGUUCAUAGUUUUGAUGUCUUCAGUAUUAUUCUAUAAUGUAGAAAAUAGUCAAAAAUAAAGAAAAACCCUUGAAUGAGUAGGUGUUCUGAAACUUUUGACCGGUAGUGUAUUGGUUUGUUUUCCUUUAACAAUAAAAAAAGCUUUAUCUGCCUUAAAACUAAGUGUCUAUUUGCCUCUGCUGUGAAUAAAUUCUAUGAUCGACUCUAA
This is a messenger RNA of Oncorhynchus nerka (sockeye salmon), 2281 nucleotides long. Its product is annotated as methylmalonyl-CoA epimerase, mitochondrial-like. The record is from RefSeq and is a predicted model, not a curated record. The transcript has 3 exons. Gene Ontology annotation, biological process: L-methylmalonyl-CoA metabolic process. The coding region runs from base 56 to 553 and encodes 165 amino acids. Gene Ontology annotation, molecular function: methylmalonyl-CoA epimerase activity. Gene Ontology annotation, cellular component: mitochondrion. Lineage: Eukaryota; Metazoa; Chordata; Actinopteri; Salmoniformes; Salmonidae.